AGACUGUAACCGGACCGGAUAUGCACCAAGGUCGCGGUAGAACCGGUCAGGUCCGGUUUUGAUUAACACCGGAAGGAAUACCAAAUGAAUUGAAUUCGUUGGCUUUGUACGAUCGGCUGCAUCAAUCAAUCUUCUGCGUCGAUUUCUAAAUCUGAUUCCCCCUUUCGAUCUCUCUUCUCUCGCGAUUCUCCAAGGGUUUUUGUUUACCGCCGCUUUUCUCCUGUACAUCAAGGUUUCUCCGAUCAUAGGAGACAGUCCUGAGUUGCCUUGCCCCUUGUUUUGUUCUCUUCUUAUCAGGGGCUUAAAGAUUCAUCAAAAGGCCAAGAUAAAUACCUAAUCUUGGUGCAAGUCUUAAGUAGAAGAACAUCAUUUCUAAGAGGCACCUUUUUAACAUGGCAAAUCCAUUACGGCUAUAUCUAGCCUGCAUAAAGAAUACCCUCGAGGCAGCUAUGUGCUUACAGAACUUUCCGUGUCAAGAAGUUGAAAGGCAUAAUAAACCAGAGGUUGAACUAAAGACGAGCCCAGAACUUUUGCUAAAUCCUGUUUUGAUAUGCCGUAAUGAGGCUGAAAAGUGUUUGAUAGAAACAUCUAUAAAUUCACUCCGGAUAAGCCUCAAGGUCAAACAAGCGGAUGAACUUGAAAACAUACUAACCAAAAAGUUCCUUAGAUUCUUGUCCAUGAGGGCAGAAGCUUUUCAAGUACUGAGGAGGAAGCCAGUGCAGGGAUAUGACAUUAGCUUUCUUAUAACAAACUAUCACUGUGAAGAGAUGCAGAAACAGAAGCUAAUCGAUUUCAUUAUUCAGUUUAUGGAGGAUAUAGAGAAAGAAAUAAGCGAGUUGAAGAUAUCAGUGAACACCAGAGGAAGACUCGUGGCUACAGAGUUUCUGAAACAGUUCAUGUAAAGCAACUGCGUUGUUAUAAUGUAAGCACUCAUUGUAUUAAUCACUCAUUAUUUGGUCAAAUUCAUCUACACAUAUAAUAAGUUUUUUCUUCU
This is a messenger RNA of Raphanus sativus (radish), 994 nucleotides long. RefSeq names its product actin-related protein 2/3 complex subunit 4. Gene Ontology annotation, molecular function: actin filament binding. Bases 393 to 902 code for a protein of 169 amino acids. Gene Ontology annotation, biological process: Arp2/3 complex-mediated actin nucleation; actin filament polymerization. NCBI's taxonomy places the organism in Eukaryota, Viridiplantae, Streptophyta, Magnoliopsida, Brassicales, Brassicaceae. Gene Ontology annotation, cellular component: actin cytoskeleton; Arp2/3 protein complex. The record is from RefSeq and is a predicted model, not a curated record. The transcript has 10 exons.